This is a messenger RNA of Eruca vesicaria subsp. sativa (arugula), 650 nucleotides long. Lineage: Eukaryota; Viridiplantae; Streptophyta; Magnoliopsida; Brassicales; Brassicaceae. The record is from the annotation of a GenBank genome assembly.
AUGGUAGUGCGGCUUCGAUUGUCGAGACUGGGAUGCAAGAACAGACCGUUUUUCAGGGUAAUGGCGGCAGAUAGCAGAUCUCCCAGAGACGGCAAGCACAUUGAGGUCUUGGGUUACUUCAACCCUCUCCCAGGGCAGGAUGGUGGUAAGAGAAUGGGUCUCAAGUUCGAUCGAAUCAAGUACUGGUUAUCUGUUGGUGCUCAGGCAUCAGACCCGGUUCAGCGUCUCCUUUUCAGAUCCGGUUUGCUUCCUCCUCCUCCAAUGGUCGCUAUGGGACGUAAAGGUGGAGAUAGAGACACUCGCCCUGUUGAUCCAAUGACUGGUCGCUAUGUCGAUGCUGAAAAGAAAACACCGGUUAUCGAUAACCAGCCCAAGGAAGAAGACAAUGCAGAAGACAAGAGUCCAUAAUUCAUUAGACCAAGGAAGAAGACGAUGCAGUCCGUGAACUAAUCGCCUUAGCCUUUGUCGUCGUAGCUUCGGAAGUUCAUUUUGGUACUUAUGUGUAAUGCACAUUUCUAGUUAAUCUUGGUUUAUUUUAUUCCGUUGUAAACGACUAGGCGUGUUGAGGUCUUGAGGGAGGUUCAGGUUAUAACUUUGAGGUUUAUGAUGUGCUUAUUAACACUACCUAUAUGAAAUUUUCUUUAAUCAUC